UGGGUACCCACCUGCAGUGUGUGCAGGGAGUUCCACGAUGGUGCAGGUGUCCCAGUAAUGCCAAAAAUGUGGCUGUGAUUUGCAUAAGAAUGAGAGGGAAUGAGCCUGUGGCAGGGAGUUGAGAGAAACCUCGGUCACACCCAGCCUGAUUCUACCUGUUCCCCUCCCCCUGCUAUAGAAAAGCCUCAGCAGGUGAGCCUGCCCUUCACUCUACUCUGCAGCAGCAGCGAGCGGGACACUGGCACCUCCACCCCCUGAGACUGGCACCUGCUGGGGGUCUCUGCCUGAACCUGGCAUGCACACGGCACAGCUGGUGAAUUUGUGCAGAGGAUUAGUUGGCCUUUAAGCAGAAGCAUUGCACAGUUCCGCAGGGGCGAUGGAUAAAGGAGCGAAUGUGCAGAACCCCUAUGCCAGCGUUACCAUCCCUCGGGCCCAGCUGAAGAGCAGCUUUGUGCGCCGCACCCUGGGAGAGGAGGACCUGGAUGGGGUCGUUAUUGCCAACCCUGCGGCAGUGCCAAGUUAUCCCUCAUACUCGGCUCAGGACAGGUACAGCAGCGACUUAACAGCCCCUGCCCCAUGGGAGGGCAAUAAAGUGCGCACCCAGGAGUCAUGGAGACGACCUUACAAUCCAUACGCCGACCCACCCCAGAAUGGCGGCCACCCACCUGGGAUGUACUCCAUCGACCUGGACAAGAGGAACAAGGUGAGUGCGACAGUGGAGGAGCCAUGCUGCUGUUACCCUUGCUGCAAGUGCUGCGGCUGCUGUCGCAAGAAUUGCUGUGUUGUCUCCUAAUCUGCUCCUCACUCACAGAAAGUUCCAUGGAAAGACUGGCCGCUGUUUCCACCCCCUUGGAAUGAUCCUUUUUGGGGUGUCAGUCUUAAUGUGUCUCCCACAAACUGCAAACCUGCUCAUUUUGGGUGACUUGUGUUGCCAAAUGCAAUCCACACUCCUCUUCCUUUCCACGGACAGACAGACUUGUGUAUUGUUGCCAAGCCAGCGGGACUCUAGCAACCAGCAAAGCGCAGUGCCAAGGUUGCCCUGGAAAAUAUGCGGGGUCUUUGUGCACAGGGAUCUUGAGGGGCUGGGGGUAUUAUUGUAACGUAUAAUUAAUUUAUAUUCACAGAUUGCAAUUCUCCUAAUUAUAAAAACCCCACAUUUGUGGUGCAGGAGGGGAUCUCUGGGGGUCAGUGGGGUCACUAUAUCUGCUGCAAUGGGCUGUUGGCAUUUUGCAGUUGGUCUUUCAUUUAGCAUUCUUUGUGGUGCCUGGCUUAUUGGAUAUUAUAUCUGGCAACAUCUUAUCUUAUCUUUGCAACAGUUACUAGGAGCCGCCUGGCCUUAACAACCAUGUGAAUGUCAGAGUGACAGACUGGGAAAUAAUCAUAAUAAAGCCCCUGAUCAUAUUUGGGGUGCCCAGUCCACCAACUGGGGAGAAGCUUAAAUUCCAUAUUGCAAAGUGGCAGAACAGGAAGCAAAGACUAACAUGAAGACCAACUGCAACGCUACGGAGAUUGAUUCUAUCUACAAUAGGUAAAAUGCUAUACAUUGUUUGGCUACAUACAAUAAGGGCAUAGUUACCCUUUCAGCAGUCUGAUGUGCCCCAAAGUUGUGGGUGGAGCUUGCACAGAGAUCAGGCCUGGGGAAUGUUGCACAAUAUCACAUUAUUUUUUAUAUAAGAAAUUACAUGAUUGAAUUAAAGGCUCCUUAACUGACAAA
Molecule: messenger RNA, 1714 nt
Organism: Xenopus laevis (African clawed frog)
Lineage: Eukaryota; Metazoa; Chordata; Amphibia; Anura; Pipidae
Product: cysteine-rich tail protein 1
Exons: 2
Coding region: 377-793 (138 amino acids)
Source: RefSeq, a predicted model, not a curated record